Candidula unifasciata is the source of this 924-nucleotide messenger RNA. The record is from the annotation of a GenBank genome assembly. NCBI's taxonomy places the organism in Eukaryota, Metazoa, Mollusca, Gastropoda, Stylommatophora, Geomitridae.
CUGGUCAUGCAUGGCCUAGAAGGAGGAGUUUACUACCUCGAUCCCUUGUUGGCCUUCGCCCAUCGUUCAGACCUGAUAUUCCUCAAGAGUGUCAGUGGGCUGAUUCCUCGACGUGAGGUGCCUGACGUACUUCUAGAAAAUGGCGACUUCACCCCGGAUAGAAUCCGAAGAUAUAUAUUGCACCGUACGAAUAACAAAAUCGACGUGCAGGUGGCCCCAGACUCGCUGAAGCCAGACACAAUUCUUGUGGUCAGCACCAUGGUGGUUCAGGCAGAAUGGCAGACGCUCUUCUAUCAACAAAGAACCUACCAACAUCCCUUUCAGAGCCUCAAAGAACAUGGUUACCUCGAGGCAAAGGUUGACAUGAUGACUGAUGUGAGAAUAGUGCCCUGGAAGCAGGACCACCAGCUGGGUGUAACUGUGGCGGCGCUUCCACUCAAGGACAAGGACCUGUUGUUCAUCAUCGUCCUGCCCCUCGGCAGUCAUGGCUUCGCCGACGUCGAACAAGCAAUACUGAAAGAGAACGACGUUCUGGACACCAUCUUUGGGGGCUUGGAGCCGACGCUGGUCCGUCUGGGAAUCCCCAGAUUUAGAAUCAAUACCACUUUCUACAUGAGGGAAGGUCUGCAGUCGUUAGGCAUGGUUCAGGCAUUCGACCCCAACCUGGCGGACUUCAGCAAACUCUCAAAUGCUACCUUGAUGAACGACAAGUUGUAUCUCUCCGACAUUGUGCACGCCGCAGCCAUCGAGGUCAACGAGGAAGGCGUGUCGCCAUCAUCAGCCGCCAGCCCCAUACAGCUGGGUCACCCCUUUGGCAUGGUGCCGCCUGAUUACAGUUUCAUCGCAGACCAUCCUUUCCUGUUCUUUAUCAGACACACAGUUGUGGGCAAGACGCUGCUGUCCGGGAAGUACCUAGGACCCUGA